Molecule: messenger RNA, 2416 nt
Organism: Clarias gariepinus (North African catfish)
Lineage: Eukaryota; Metazoa; Chordata; Actinopteri; Siluriformes; Clariidae
Gene: rab5b
Product: RAB5B, member RAS oncogene family
Exons: 6
Coding region: 198-842 (214 amino acids)
Molecular function (GO): GTPase activity; GTP binding
Source: RefSeq, a predicted model, not a curated record
CCCGGCAGCCUGAGCAGAUGAUAGAUCAACACAACGCGAAGAAACCUGCUUCAACGCCUGUGACAUAGGAGGACCGCAGGACCGCGUCGCGACUGUGCCAGGAUUAUAGACUGCGAGAGCACUCCUGCGGUUGGUUCACUGUGUUUAUUGAGGCUGCCUCGAGGAACCCCAUCCUACCCCGCAUCUCCUCCUCCACCAUGACUACGCGUGGGAAUGCCAGGACUAACGGGAACCUGCCCCAAACCAAGAUUUGCCAGUUUAAGCUGGUGCUACUCGGGGACAUGGCCGUGGGCAAGUCCAGCCUGGUACUGCGCUUUGUCAAGGGCCAGUUUGAUGAGUUCCAGGAGACCACCAUCGGAGCGGCUUUCUUGGCUCAGUCAGUUUGCCUGGAUGACACCACAGUCAAGUUUGAGAUUUGGGACACAGCCGGACAGGAACGCUACCACAGCCUGGCCCCCAUGUACUACCGUGGAGCCCAAGCAGCCAUUGUCGUUUUUGAUAUCACAAAACCGGAGACAUUCGAGCGAGCAAAGGCCUGGGUGAAGGAACUCCAGAGGCAGGCGAGUCCCAACAUCGUCAUCGCGCUGGCAGGAAAUAAGUCCGACCUUGCUGAUAAGAGACUGGUGGAGUAUGAGGAGGCUCACACAUACGCUGAAGACACAGGCUUGUUGUUCAUGGAGACCUCGGCCAAGACCGCUAUGAACGUGAACGAGUUGUUCCUGGCCAUUGCGAAGAAGAUGCCGAAAACAGACACCCAGAACCCGACGCACGCCGCCCGACACAGGGGAGUCAACCUGCAGGACCAAGACGCCCAGUCCAGCCGGAGCUGCUGUGGGAACUAAACACCUCUCUCCACCAUUUACAUCACCUUGGGAGACCUGGAACACCCUUUUCCCCCUUCGUUCCCCACCCUCCACCCUUUCACCUCCAAGACUGACACGGAGAGAGAGAGAGAGAGAGAAAUAGAGUGAGUCUCUGAGUGAGAGAGAUAGAAUGAAGGAAAAGACGAAACGGGGGAUAUAAAAAAAAGAAAUAAGACGAGAAGUUUGUAUCCCUGACUGUUCCUGGAAAGCAAUUUCUAAACAGAGGUGUGGUGUGAAGUGCAGGAUUGGUGAGAACACUCGUACUGUAGACUACAUGACUUGAUUUAUGGCACUUAAUAGUGGAUGUCUGUUCUGUUCCUGUUUAUUUUGCCAGCGCUUUUUUUUUUGUUUGUUUUUUGCCUACACAAGCAAUUUGCAACGGCAGAGCUUAGAGGAGGAGAAGAAGAAAAGGAAGUAGGACGAUCCUCUAAUGGCUUCUCAGCACUAAGAAGAAACACAGCACCUUAAUCUUCCCUCGUUCUUCAUAAAACAGCAAAGCAACCAAAUUAAGUUAGGUGGAAAUCGGUCAUCAGCAGCCCUGGACGCUUUCUCCUGCAUGUAUGUAAAUGUCCCCUUCUUCUACGGCUGUAAAAAUAGCGGACAUAGCAGACAUCUCUUACUAUGUACUCACCGCUGAUCUGUUCAUAUCUGCUUGGCGAUUCCCUCCAUAGCUCAAACUACUACUAUCGAUUCAAUCGUCUGUAACGUACUAGUGUUAGUAACAUAAAUAUGAUCGGUAGCAAUCCUAUGCGAAGAAAACCCCCCCGAGCUCUGUGAAUGCAGAGCUCUCACUGAACACAUCAUUAUCUUCUUCUUCUUCUCCUCCUGCUGCUUUUCGUCUUGAAGCAAAACCUACAGUCGAUCUCUAUUAUCACAGAUAACAAAACUAAAUCUGACGCUGCACAGAAGAAAAUGGCGGUUGAGUUGGGGGGAAAAAAACAACACACACAAAAAAAAAAAAAACUAAAGUGCCUCCUCUCCAUGUUCUUUGUUUCGGGGCCUGCUCGAGAUGCUUGGAGUUUGGCAGAUGUACGGCCGAGGGUUUCAAGCCAAGUCCCUGUUCCUGUUCAAGCUCUUAACCUAGCCGAAGAAGUUAACACAGUGUUCUGUACAGCGUGAUUCAUUCUUCUGACUGCGUUUAGAGCUUGAACAGAGCGAGGAAAGAAAAAAAAAAAAGGAGACCCUCUGGCCUGAAGCGCAUCAGUAACCUGCAACACAUUACUGUGUGUUCAAAAGAGUUCUUUUUAUUGUCUUGUUUUAUGAAUGCUGUUUGUUGUUCUUUUUUCUUUGUGUACAAGAAAAAAAGGUAAUUCUAUUAAGUUUAUUUAAGAUUAGUUUUAGUCUGUAAUUUUAUGGAUUGCCAAUCCAGUUUUAUUGUCAUUUAAGGAAUGAUGAAUGAAGCAUCUACAUGGAUUAAAGUCAUUUGUCAUGUCUCUUAAGAUCCGGUUUUGUUUGUUUGUUUGUGUGUGUGCGUGCGUGCGUGUGUGAUGAAUUUGAUCUCCUGUUAACACUUGUGUGAACUGGAAAGUCAAAUAAAGUUGUGCUUUCUGCGA